Prorocentrum cordatum is the source of this 3258-nucleotide messenger RNA. NCBI's taxonomy places the organism in Eukaryota, Dinophyceae, Prorocentrales, Prorocentraceae. The record is from the annotation of a GenBank genome assembly.
GCCGACGUACUCCUUCCUGGAGGCAGGCGCGACCUGCCACGAGGUGGGCCUCGACGACGUGCCGAGCUCGGCGGAGUGCUUCGGCGGCGCGGCCGGCUCCGCGGGGCUCGGCGGCGUGGCCACGCUCUACAUCGCGACCCCGACCGUUGGGUUCAGCUGCAUCUACGACACGGCACUGGACAUGGUCGUGUUUGCCCUGGCCGCUGGCUCCGGCACGCAGGCGGGGCCUUCUUGGCGAUACAUCUGCCCAGGCACCUUCACCACUACGGUCUCCUCGACGGUGUCGGCAACGGCGUCGGGCACGACCAUCUCUGCCACGACGGCAUCCGUCACGAGCGCGACGGAGGGGCCUGGCUACUCGCUCCUGCAGCCGGGCCAGACCUGCCACGAGCUGGGCUUGGAUGACAUCUCGAGCUCCUCGAAUUGCUUCGGCUCCGCAGCGCCAGCGGUCGGUGUUACCAGCUCCUUUCAGACCUACCUCCCUGGCCAGGCGCUCAAGAUCAGCUGCGUCUACGACGCCAACUCGGACACCCUCUUCUUCUCCGAGUCGACCGGCGCGGGGACCGAGGGCUCCAGCCAGUAUCAGUUCGUCUGCCUCGGAACAUACACCUCCACGGAGACGUCCACUGCAACGGCGACUGCAUCUGCGACGACUGUGACCGCCACGACCGUGACAACCACGAUGUCGAGCAGCGCCACGAGUUUGUUGACGACAACUUCGGCUACGACCACAUCCCAUCAGGACUACACGCUGCUGCCCGCUGGGCAGACUUGCUACGAAGCGGGCAUGCAGGACGUGACGAGCCCCGCAGAGUGUUUCGGUCCUGCCAGGGCCUCCGCGGGUCUAAGCUCUGCUCAGACGCAGAGCUUUGAAGGCUUCGGCUUCACGUUCACCUGCGUGCACAGGAGCUCCAGCAACGCGGUGCAGUUCGCGGACUCAAGCUCUGCCGACGCCGAGCCCAGUUCGGGCUACCAGUACAUCUGCAUCGGCAUCCUGACGACGAGCGACAGCAGCACCACCACCACAUCGACGAGCGCCACCACCAGCACGUCGAUGACCACCACCGAAACCAGCAGCAGAACGGCAGUGAGUGAGACCACGUCGAGCGAGACGUCCUCGAGCACGCUCACCAGCACCUCAUUGACCAACAGCACGUCGACGAACGUUGUGGCCACGACCACCUCCCACGAGGACUAUACGCUGCUAUCCGCCGGACAGACUUGCUACGAAGCCGGCAUGCAGGACGUAACGAACCCUUCAGAGUGUUUCGGAUCUGCCAUGGCCUCUGUUGGUCUCAGCCCUGCUCAGACGCAGAGCUUCGAAGGCUUCGGCUUCGCGUUCACCUGCGUGCACAGCAGCUCCAGCAACGCGGUGUACUUCGCGGACUCAAGCUCUGCAGACGCACAGCCCAACUCGGGCUACCAGUACAUCUGCAUCGGCAUCCUGACGACGAGCGACAGCAGCACAACCACCAUCUCGACGAGCGCCACCACCGGCACUUCGAUGACCUCUAUAGUCACAAGCAGCACGUCCUUACCCCCCACCAGUAGCACGACAGCAUCAUCGGCCAAUGGGAUUUCAAGUGCUUCGGAGACUAGCAGUAUGACCAGAACUUCGGUGAGCAGUACGACCGAGAUCACUACGACCAGCAUCACCAGUACGACGAUCAUUGUAGAGACAACUGAAGCGGCUAUUGCGACAGCGCCUGAGGAAAGUACCUCUGCAGUGGAUACGAUUGUAGACACGAUCACGAUCUCGAGCAGCGCGACGACCUCAUUGACGGCGACAGCAACGAUGCCAGGGCUGUCGGCAAAUAGCCCCAUUAAUGACUCAACGACCCUCACCACGAGCGGCAUGACGUACUCGCUUCUUGAGGGUGGCACGUCCUGCUACGAAGUAGGCCUCAGUGAUGUAUCGAGCUCGGCGGAGUGCUUCGGCAGCGCUUCGAGCUCCGCGGGACUCCACAGCGUGGCCACGAUCUACAUCGCGACCCCGUCCGUUGGGUUCAGCUGCAUCUACGAAACGUCACUGAACAUGGUCGUGUUUGCCCUGGCCGCUGGCUCCGAUACGCAGACGGAGCCUUCUUGGCGAUACAUCUGCCCAGGCACCUUCACCACUACAGUCUCCUCGACGGUGUCGACAACGGCGUCAGGCACGACUAUCUCUGCCACGACGGCAUCCGUCACGAGCGCGACGGAGGGGCCUGGCUACUCGCUCCUGCAGCCGGGCCAGACCUGCCACGAGCUGGGCUUGGAUGACAUCUCGAGCUCCUCGGACUGCUUCGACUCCGCAGCGCCAGCAGUCGGUGUUACCAGCUCCGUUCAGACCUACCUUCCGGGCACGACGUUCAAGGUCAGUUGCGUAUUCGAUGCUGCUUCAAAUUUGUUGGUCUUCUCCGAGUCGACCGGCGCGGGGACCGAGGGUUCCAGCCAGUAUCAGUUCGUCUGCCUCGGAACAUACACCUCCACGGAGACGUCCACUGCAACGGCGACUGCAUCUGCGACGACUGUGACCGCCACGACCGUGACAACCACGAUGUCGAGCAGCGCCACGAGUUUGUUGACGACAACUUCGGCUACGACCACAUCCCAUCAGGACUACACGCUGCUGCCCGCUGGGCAGACUUGCUACGAAGCGGGCAUGCAGGACGUGACGAGCCCCGCAGAGUGUUUCGGUCCUGCCAGGGCCUCCGCGGGUCUAAGCUCUGCUCAGACGCAGAGCUUUGAAGGCUUCGGCUUCACGUUCACCUGCGUGCACAGGAGCUCCAGCAACGCGGUGCAGUUCGCGGACUCAAGCUCUGCCGACGCCGAGCCCAGUUCGGGCUACCAGUACAUCUGCAUCGGCAUCCUGACGACGAGCGACAGCAGCACCACCACCACAUCGACGAGCGCCACCACCAGCACGUCGAUGACCACCACCGAAACCAGCAGCAGAACGGCAGUGAGUGAGACCACGUCGAGCGAGACGUCCUCGAGCACGCUCACCAGCACCUCAUUGACCAACAGCACGUCGACGAACGUUGUGGCCACGACCACCUCCCACGAGGACUAUACGCUGCUAUCCGCCGGACAGACUUGCUACGAAGCCGGCAUGCAGGACGUAACGAACCCUUCAGAGUGUUUCGGAUCUGCCAUGGCCUCUGUUGGUCUCAGCCCUGCUCAGACGCAGAGCUUCGAAGGCUUCGGCUUCGCGUUCACCUGCGUGCACAGGAGCUCCAGCAACGCGGUGUACUUCGCGGACUCAAGCUCUGCCGACGC